This is a messenger RNA of Oncorhynchus masou masou (cherry salmon), 6028 nucleotides long. It is a transcript of the gene ksr1a, whose product is annotated as kinase suppressor of ras 1a. Lineage: Eukaryota; Metazoa; Chordata; Actinopteri; Salmoniformes; Salmonidae. Gene Ontology annotation, biological process: protein phosphorylation; Ras protein signal transduction. Gene Ontology annotation, molecular function: ATP binding; protein kinase activity. The transcript has 20 exons. Gene Ontology annotation, cellular component: cytoplasm. Bases 257 to 3193 code for a protein of 978 amino acids. The record is from RefSeq and is a predicted model, not a curated record.
CGAUAAAAGCCUAGGCGAGAGCUUUCAGCAAGGGGACAGAGUCUCUCGGCAAGGAGAAUAUACAACCCGAACACUGUUGGACUUUGGAUUGCUUUGGACCAGGAUAUUGAUAUCGAACAUUUGUAUUUCUAUAUCCGAAUUUGGCGCUUUAUCUGUUCAAUUUUUGGAUAUUUGUUAAGUUCCAUAACAUUGCGUAGCUGGUGCAUGUGCAUUUUAAAGUGCAUCUACCCCCUAAAGCCGUGCCCAAUGCCGAGGAAUGGAUAGUGUGUCUGAUAAAGGUGGAAAGAUGGUCGAGAGUGAUGAGCAGUCGGAGAGGGAUAGUGGCGGUGGCGCAGCGAUGGCCGCGCUACACCAAUGCGAACUCAUCCAGAACAUGAUUGAAAUCUCCAUCUCCAGUUUACAGGGGCUCCGGACCAAAUGCGCCGCGUCCAAUGACCUCACACAGCAAGAGAUACGUACUUUAGAGGUGAAGCUGAUGAAGUACAUCUGUAAGCAGCUGCAGUGUAAGCAGAAAGUGCCAGAGACAGAGAGGCCUCAGGCCUUGGACAGUUACCCACGGCUGGGGGACUGGCUGCGCACCAUCAACCUGAGACCUGAGCUCAUUGAGGCAGUGCCCUUGAAACUGUCCCUGGAUGCCUUGCUGCAGAUGCCAGGUUCUCAGGUGCAGGAGACUGUGAGGAGACUGGGCUCCACUUCAGAGGAGUGUGCCAGGCUCACCGCUGCCCUCUCCUGCCUGAAGAGUGCCACUGAAUCAGAUGGGGAGCUGAGAGAGGAUGGGGGACUCUGGUUCUCUGAGCCCACCCGGCGAGACAGUGGCUCUCUGCUGCUGCCUCCCGACCAGCUGGUGGGGGGUCCGAUGCGCCCCCAUAGCCCCUCUCCCCUAGCUCGACCCCCCACCACCCCGUCCACUCCCCCCACCCCCUGCACCGCCUGUGCCCAAACCCGGUUCGGCUCCGUGUCUGCAAUGCCCGGUCCCGAGGCCCAUGGGGCGUACAUUUACGCUGACAGCCCCUUCACAGACCCCUUCCCCCUCUCCGCCGCCCAUCAGGGGCGACUCUAUGGCCACACCUCCACCCCGCCCAUCACCCCGCCCUCCAAGAGGCGCCACAGGCUGAAGCCCCCAUGCACCCCGCCGCCGCCCUCCCGCAAGGUGAUGCACCUCCUGCCCAACAUCACCCUGACCCGCAGCAAGAGUCACGAGUCCCAGCUGGGGAAUCGCAUCGAGGAGCCGCCCACCAACAAGUGUGCAAAGCAGAAUAAGUUGUUCCUCAACGUUCAGAUCAAUGGGAAUGGCUGUGAGGACUCACCCUCCCGUUCCCCCCACCUCUCUGCCCGCACUCCCGGGGCUUCAACCCCUGCCCCCGCCACUGCCCCCUACACCCUACCUGGCACCCCUACCCUGAUGGAGGAGCAUUCAUCCCACCUCAAGAAUAACAUGGGGUUGCGCCGCGGCUCCCCACAGGCAGUGAGGAGAGACAUAGGCCUGGCCGUCACCCACAGGUUUUCCACCAAGUCGUGGCUGUCCCAGACGUGUCAGGUGUGUCAGAAGAACAUGAUGUUUGGGGUGAAGUGUAAACACUGCAGGUUAAAGUGCCAUAAUAAGUGUACUAAAGAAUCUCCCUCCUGCAGAAUCUCCUUUCUGCCAAUCACCAAAAUCCGGAGGACUGAGUCUGUGCCAUCUGACAUCAACAACCCUGUGGACCGGCCUUUGGAAGCACCGCAGUUUGGCACACUACCAAAGGCCAUCACCAAAAAGGAUCACCCUCCUGUGCUGAACCAGUUGGACUCCAGCAGUAACCCGUCCUCCACCACCUCCUCCACACCCUCCUCCCCUGCCCCCUUCCAGAACCCUCCCAGUGCCACCCCGCCCCCCAACCCCUCGCCCAAGAUCCACCGGGAAAACCGCUUCCACUUCCCAGCUGCCUGCUACUUUCAGCAUAGACAGCAGUUUAUCUUCCCUGAUGUGUCCAGUUCCACUACUUUGCACUCUGAAGCCCUCCAAGACACAGUUGAGACUGAACCAGCAGAUGACAUGCACGUUGAACUGGCUGAGGAUGAGGGCGGAGAGGAGGAAGAGGAGGAGGAGGAGGUUGAACCUGAGAUAGACCCAGAUCCAGUAGAGGAGGAGGAGGAUGAUGAUGAUGAUGAGGAAGAUGACGAUGACGAUGGGAGUGGGAUGAAUGGUGGUUCGGACGGUGAGUGUGAUGGUGAUGAGUUGGAUGACCUGCCCAGUUCACGGGGUGGUCGCUGGAAAGGCCCCAUCUCCCGUAAGGCCAGCCAGACCAGCGUCUACCUGCAGGAGUGGGACAUUCCUUUCGAACAGCUGGACCUGGGAGAGCUCAUUGGGAAGGGCCGUUGGGGCAAGGUGCAUAAGGGGCGUUGGCAUGGCGAAGUGGCUAUCCGGCUGCUGGAGAUAGAUGGGAACAACCAGGACCACCUGAAGCUGUUUAAGAAGGAGGUGAUGAACUACAGACAGACCCGUCACGAGAACGUGGUCCUCUUCAUGGGGGCCUGCAUGGCCCCGCCCCACCUCGCCAUCAUCACCAGUUUCUGUAAAGGGAGGACUCUAUACUCUGUGGUUCGGGACACCAAAAACACACUGGAUAUAAACAAGACGAGGCAAAUCGCUCAAGAAAUUGUAAAGGGAAUGGGCUACCUGCAUGCCAAAGGCAUUGUCCACAAGGACUUGAAGUCAAAGAACGUCUUUCAUGACACCAAUAAAGUGAUUAUUACAGACUUCGGCCUGUUUGGGAUCUCUGGAGUGGUUCAGGAGGGGAGGCGAGACAACGAGCUGAAGCUUCCACAUGGCUGGAUCUGUUACCUGGCGCCAGAGAUCGUACGCAGGAUGAGCCCUGGAAACAACGAGGACCGCCUGCCCUUCUCCAACGCUGCAGACGUCUAUGCCUUUGGCACCAUUUGGUACGAGCUCCAAGCCAGGGACUGGCCUAUCAUCAACCAGCCUGUGGAGGCUACCAUCUGGCAGGUGGGGAGUGGUGAGGGCAUCAAGAAGGUCCUGGCAGAGAUCAACCUGGGCAAGGAGGUCACGGAAAUCCUGUCUGCCUGCUGGGCCUACGACCUGAGGGAGCGGCCCACCUUCACCCAACUGGCAGACAUGCUGGAGAAGCUGCCCAAACUCAACCGGAGACUGUCCCACCCUGGACACUUCUGGAAGUCUGCAGAGUACGUAUCCUAGAGGUGUAGGACAUGCCUGCCCGCCCUGCCAUGCACUCUGACCCCUAACUGGGUCUGACUCAUCUGGAAUGGACUUGUGUAUGAAACAAAGAGGUUCAGCUGAAGGCAUGUAAAGGAUGGCCCCCAGAUUGCUGUGUGGUUUUAGGGCCACUGAUGUCAAACUGAUGGAGACUAGGCAGGGGAUGACCGAGUUGACUCUUGGUCGUAGUUUAUUGUCAUGAACCACAUACCCUCUUGACGGUCCAUUACAGAUACGUUGACCACUGUAAUAUGAGUGACUGUGGUUUCUAAUGGUGAAGCAUUUAGAAAUUAACCAUUAUAUGUGACGCUAAGGGAAUUUUCUGUUUUAUCUUCUGUUUCCCAAACUUUCUCCUCCAGGAUGUGACUGUGAGUGCACUUUUCUGUUUAAAAGCAUUGUCCCUCCCUUUCCUGGACAUUUUCCUGACCUGCUCUGUACCCAUACACCUCCCCACCCCUUUAUUCUCAUAUGUUAGGUGUACAGUACCUGGUCCAGAUUUGUCUCUGCACCUUCACUCAUCUCCUGCCAUCUCUCUCCUGCUCGCGCUCUGUAACUUCCUCAUUCGCUACAUACUGCACGUCUGUCACUCAAAGGCUCAUGGGUGGAGUCUUCUCUACACAUGAAUUACUUGUCCAGUAACAGCCUCUACCAAUUUAACAACUCUCUGCUAGUGGAGCUAGCUACUGGUCUUAUGUUUGUUUUCAAACAAGAUGUCCUUUGCCAACACUAUCAGUAAUGAUGCCCCAACAAAUUGAGCAUGUAUAGCAUGCCAGAGCUUGAAUGGGAAGAGAAGAGCUUACCAGUUUGCAUGGUGUUUGCAAUGGUCUGUUGGGACACUGCAUGGGCUUGUAAAUCCUGAAAGAGGUUUUUGUGAUGAGAAGGCUCAUUUGAGAUUCCUGUGGUGCAGAAAUCUGGGCCCUUGUUGAAGUUGAAGUAUUUACCUGUUUCUUCUACUGCACCGGUCUUCUUCUCAAAUCAUUCUCUUAAUUUUAACCUGUUAUUAUAUUUUCACUAACAGCCUCUAACCUCCAUGUUUCAUUUGUUCUCUCUCUCUCUGUUUUCUCUCUUCCUAAUAUAGGUUGUAGCCGUCACUAUGAAAUAUAAGCAAUGCAAAACAAACAAAGCCUGGGUCUGCCUUGCAUGCUCCUGAAAUCCUUCACUUUUAGGAUUGAUCAAAGCAUUGACUCUGCCUGAUACAGACACGGCUUCCACUAACCCACAGCCUGAUCUUCCAUGUCUAUUAAACUGUAGUGUCUGGUUGUGUGGGAGAGAAGGGUGCAGGACUGAGGAGCCCGCGGGUAGUGCUUCGCUACCUCCCCUCAACUUUCCUUCCUUCGUCUCAAAACAUAUUGCCUUCAUUUUUUUCUACUGUUGCUUUUUGGACUAUCUGGGGCUUGUGAAUAACUGGCUUGUGGUGUCUGUUCUGAGACUGACCGGUGUGCUCUGGUAUGAGCCCGGUAGCUGACGGCUGCUCUGCUGCGCUCUGCUCCAUCUGCAUCCUGCCCUACUCUCCCUCCUCUCUGUGCUGCUGUGAUAUGGUUCUUCCUACUGGGGGCUCCCAGACGAUGCAACCCAGACACUUGCUGGACCAAAACAAUGUUUGUAACUCCUAUCCUAAAUAGACCACUGCAUUCACUCCCUCCUCUUUUCUCAUUGUGGUCUUGAAGCUUCGGGCUGCUUGAGUGAUGUAAUCCAACUGCCUCUUGACUCUUACCCUUCAGCUCUCUGCAGUGUUUUGAUGACAUGCACUGCGACACGGUCACCGUGCUGCCCUCUGUCUGCCUCCUGCACAUGACCUGUACACAUUAUUUCAACAGGAGAAAAAAUGAUAAGAUACAAACUUUUACUUUUAGUUGCUGGUUCCUAUUUUGAGUAAUAAUUUUCAGUGUUUAUGUUUUUGUUCCAUGAAGUUUGAAAGGACAAAGGUCUCAGGAGUUGCGAGAGCAUGAUUGAAUUGACUCAUGUCUCUGUGUUGCUUGUCUGAGUAGAAUCUUAUGAAACCAUACAUUUGAAAACAGCUCAUUGCAUAAAUGAAGAAUGAAUCUGUUGAAACCACAGCUAAGAGGUGUCAACAUGCAAUGUGAUCUUCCUCUCAUCUCACUACACACUGGGAAUGGAAUCAUGUUGGUUAUUUAGGACUGAAAGUAUUUGAUAAUGAAGCGAGUGCCCUGAUUAUUAAAAUGCAUAAGAGGGAGCCACAGAGAAGCAGGGAUGUCUUCUCUCAGCCUGGGAGCGCUAUAGAGAGGUAUAUCAAGUCAAGUAGUAUAGUAGAUUAAUUUACAGCACCCAAAAAAUAGAACAGGAACCUGGCACAAAAGUGUCGUAUAAUUUACUCCUUAAACAUGAUCACAUGUGCUUGUGUGUAUUCCGUUAGUGAUGGUCAGCUUCAGUUGGUUUGCUUGUAUUAGUGUGUUUGUGAGUGUAAGUGAGUGUAUUGUAUUGGAACAUAUAGGGUUGAUUUAGUGAAAGACUGCAGUAAAUGUAUUUAUGAUAUCAAUGGUAUGUAAGAUAUACAUGUAGAUACAUUAUUUAAUGUACAGCUAAUUAACUUUUAAUAUUUGUACAAACAUUUUAUAUGUACAAUACAUCGCAUUUUGAAAUAGGUACUGCUCCCCUAUUACAGAUGUAUAUAUCUUUAUAUUUUUUCAUGUACAAAUACUGUAAAAAUACUGUACAUUUCUUUUUGAAUGGGUCAAUUCAUGUUUUUUAUGUCAUGUAAAAAUUCAUAUUUUUGUAUUGCAUGUGGUUACCAUUCUGUGAACACAGUUUCUGUUUUCAUCCUUGAAAAAAAAAUAAAGCUUGUCAUAAUUUGUUUGA